CAGCAUUCCCAUCCGAUGCACUCGGUCGGAGCGGCGAUGUAUGGCGAGGAUACGACAGGACAAACUGGUGUCGGUAGUCGUAGUCCUCCAACCUCCCUGCACAACGUCGCUAGCCACAACAGUGCUGCCAAUCAUAUCGUACAACAACAGCAGCAGCAGCAGCAGCAGCAACAACAGCAGCAGCAGCAGCAGCAACAGCAGCAGCAGCAAGUUGCCGCAGCAGCGGCGGCGGCAGCAGCAGCCGUGGCACAGCAACAGCAAGUGCAGGCACAGCAGUCGUCGGCAGGCCAGCAAACACAGAACACUUCCUCUUCGAACGCUUCUCAGCAGCAGAGCAGCGCUGGAUCUGUUGUAUCGGCUGCGACCCAAAUCGUACCUCCUUCCGCUGCUAGCGAAUCACCGGGAAGCGUAAGCUCACAGCCAUCAGGUCCUAUUCAUAUACCAGCAAAACGUCCCGCAUUCGAUACGGAUUCUCGGCUGCGACAUUCGUAUCCGUGGGGUAACGAAUCGGCGGCUGAUUACGCUUACCAUGCCCAGUAUCCGCCGUACGCGCUUGCAACAGAUAUCAAGCCAAUGUACUACCCAAGCUACCCAACCGAAGCCAAUUUUCAACCACACCCGUAUUAUCCAAAAUACGAGCCGGACGCGUAUAUAGCAGCAUCCGCGGAGCGAUCUCGAGGAGUCACUGGCGAUCCACCUUCACUGCAGUCCAGCUAUGAGUCGUAUAACUCGUCUGGGUUAAGAUCUUACUCCGGCGAAACAUAUCCUAAUCCUGGUUCCAGCUUAUCUGUCGGUGUAAGUGGUGUUGGUUCCUGUACGCCCUCGAACCCGCUCGAAUGGACAGGAAACGUAACCGUACGGAAGAAGCGAAAACCAUAUUCCAAGUUCCAAACGUUGGAACUGGAAAAAGAGUUCCUGUUCAACGCGUACGUUUCGAAGCAGAAGCGAUGGGAGUUGGCUCGCAAUCUCAACCUGACUGAGCGACAGGUUAAAAUCUGGUUCCAAAAUCGACGUAUGAAGAACAAAAAGAACAGCCAGCGCCAGUCUGCGCAAGCGAACAGCGGAAGUAGUAACAACAGCUCCAGUCACAGUCAUUCCCAGCCACAGGCACAUCACAAUCCGCAUCAUUUAAGCCUUGGCCUGGGCAUGCCUACGCUCCACGGUAGCAAGAUGCAUCAGUGA
This is a messenger RNA of Anopheles nili, 1182 nucleotides long. RefSeq names its product homeobox protein abdominal-B-like. The transcript has 5 exons. Gene Ontology annotation, biological process: regulation of transcription by RNA polymerase II; proximal/distal pattern formation; anterior/posterior pattern specification. The record is from RefSeq and is a predicted model, not a curated record. Lineage: Eukaryota; Metazoa; Arthropoda; Insecta; Diptera; Culicidae. Bases 16 to 1182 code for a protein of 388 amino acids. Gene Ontology annotation, molecular function: DNA-binding transcription factor activity, RNA polymerase II-specific; RNA polymerase II cis-regulatory region sequence-specific DNA binding. Gene Ontology annotation, cellular component: nucleus.